Molecule: messenger RNA, 813 nt
Organism: Fraxinus pennsylvanica
Lineage: Eukaryota; Viridiplantae; Streptophyta; Magnoliopsida; Lamiales; Oleaceae
Source: the annotation of a GenBank genome assembly
AUGAGUUUGUCCACUUUCAGGUCAAGUCGUCGUAUUAUAAGAGUUGGCAGUUGUACACUCGCUGAUGAAGAUUCUACUCUCUUUGAUCUUCUUACUAUCAAUAUCACUAAAUUCUGGUUAGGUGGACAGUUCGAGGACUGGUGCAUAGCGGAUGCACAAACUUCAGAUGAAGAGCUGCAGAAGGCUCUUGAUUGGGCUUGCGGAAAUGGUGCAGACUGUAGUAAGAUACAAGUAAAUCAACCAUGCUAUUUCCCAAACACGGUAAAGGAUCAUGCCUCUUGUGCAUUCUACAGUUACUAUCAGAAGUUGAAGCGCAAUGGUGCAAUUUGCUACUUUAAUGCUGCUGCAAUUUUAACUGCUCUAAAUCCAAGUGUGAGUCCUGGAAAUGUUCCUGUUUAUCAUGGGAGCAAUUUGAAGGUUAAAGAGAUUUUCUCUAUUCAGAAGAAGGCUAGAUUCACAGACAUGAAAGCCUUUGUUUUCUUGGUAAUAGCCAAUGGGUUAGCUGCUGCCUACUCACUGGUCCAAGUUUUGAGGUGUGUUUUGAGUAUGAUUAGAGGAAGUGUGCUCUUCAACAAGCCCUUAGCUUGGGUCAUUUUCUCUGGUGAUCAGAUAAUGGCCUACUUGACUCUGGCUGCAGUGGCUGCCGCUGCUCAGUCUGCUAUUUGCAACAUGUACGAGAAAUUCUGCAACCAAAUCGGGGAGGGCAUAGCCGGUGCACUAGUUGUAAGCAUUGCUAUGGUCGUCCUCUCUGCUAUUUCCGCAUUUAGUCUGUUUCGUCUGUAUGGAGACAUCAGACAACAAAGGAAAGAAUAA